GGCAAAGCAGCAGCGGGGAGAAGGGGGAACGGUUCCUGGUUCUUCUUCCCACUUGUCCUGCCUGCCUGCCUUCGGAAGCUGGAAGCCGAGCGGGGCAGAGACUGCUCAUCUUUCCCAGCUGGAUCCUGCUCGCUUCCUAGUCCAGGCCCUUGAAGGGAGAUGACGAACAUUGGCAACUUGCCAGACCACGUCAUGCUGGACAUCUUGUCGCUGAUUCCUAUGAACGAGUUGAUUCUCAGCUGCCGGCUGGUCUGCUCCCGGUGGAGAGACCUGGUGGACUUGCCCAUCCUCUGGAAGAGCAAAUACCGCCAUAAAAAUGAGAACUUGAAGAAGACCAAAGAGUUCUAUGUUUUUUCUCACCUGGAGAGGAACUUGAUCAAGAAUCCUUGUGGAGAAGAGGGCUUGGACUUCUGGGAUACCCAAACAUCUCCAAGGGGCCAGUGGAAAAUUAAAGAAAUGUCGGAAGCGGAUUCCUCCAAACUCCAGAAGUGGGAUUUCCUUCAGAGGCAUUUCUAUGUGAAAGAUGACGCCAUCCCUUAUCAAGAGGUUAACAAAUGCUUCGCUGCCUACGGUCGGCUCUGCGUCAAGUCUCAGCUCAUCACUUUAAAGGAUGAAGGCUACUGGGAUGAGCUGAUGGAUGAGGGCAGGCCCACGAUUGUGGUGAAGGACUGGUUCUAUGGUGUUCUUGGCCGCCGCUACCAGCUCUCUGUAAAGCUCUUGUCUGCAGACUUCACUGUGAUCAGAGAAUAUUGUUCCAAAGGCCGGUACACGUGCCAUUCAGAAGAUGAGGAAUGGCGCGAGGUUUCGCACACAUUUCACAACAUCCCUCCCGGAGUCCGCCACAUCUUCUUCCAACACCAAAGCCAAAAUCUGAACUGGCAGGAAUCCGGCCUUUUGAUGAGAAUAGCCAAGCUCUUCAGAAUAGCCAGAUGCAUGAGGAUCACCAAAAGCAGCGUCACCAUUGGCCCGUUUUCCUUGGACAAAACCAUGUACUAUAAGGACGGCAGAGAGUUGAGCAGAUGUAGCUUUAUUUAUUACCGAGGCAUCCAGUGUCCCUGCCGCGGCAACUAUCUCCACUGGUAACAAGUACUUUUGUUUUCUCCCGCGAGUCCUGCGUGGAGUCCUCCCUCUUGUCCUCCUCUAAAAUUUGCACCGCUCUCGUUGCAGAUUUCAGAUGUUCUGAGCUUCUGUCACGUUGUAUGCCUGCACCUGCUCACUCUCUCUAUAAUGGGCAUUUCUGGAAUUAAAGAACGCAGGCUGUUUCUCAGUGAGCUAUGCAGGAGGAGGAUGGAAGCUAGCUCUGAAACUGAGAUGGUUUUCAGGCAGCAGAGGGUCUUCCGUUUUCACAGCACAAGGUGCAGGGACAUGGAACAGGGAAUUGACCCAUUGAGUGGAUAAAAUAAUCUGUCCGUGCUCUGCCU
Messenger RNA from Podarcis raffonei (Aeolian wall lizard), 1421 nucleotides. RefSeq names its product F-box only protein 44-like. The record is from RefSeq and is a predicted model, not a curated record. Gene Ontology annotation, cellular component: cytoplasm; SCF ubiquitin ligase complex. Bases 160 to 1083 code for a protein of 307 amino acids. Gene Ontology annotation, molecular function: protein binding; ubiquitin protein ligase activity. The transcript is spliced from 6 exons. NCBI's taxonomy places the organism in Eukaryota, Metazoa, Chordata, Lepidosauria, Squamata, Lacertidae. Gene Ontology annotation, biological process: glycoprotein catabolic process; SCF-dependent proteasomal ubiquitin-dependent protein catabolic process.